Messenger RNA from Paramuricea clavata, 368 nucleotides. The record is from the annotation of a GenBank genome assembly. NCBI's taxonomy places the organism in Eukaryota, Metazoa, Cnidaria, Anthozoa, Malacalcyonacea, Plexauridae.
AUGGAUGCUAAAGGAAAGCUGUACAUCAUUUCAUUCGACGAAAUUUCCUUGAAAUCAAAUUUGGCCUAUCAAUCGAAUAUCGAUGAAUUGAUUGGUCUGGAAGAUUAUGGUGAAGGGGAAAAAACCAACUGCUUGGCAACUUCUGCUAUUGUUUUUAUGGCUUGUGGCGUGGUGCACAACUGGAAGCAGCCUUUGGCUUACUUUCUUGUCAAUGAAGCAUGCAGCAGUUUCAAAGUUAAAGAAAAGCUGAUCGAGAUCAUCAACCUUGUGGAAAAUAUAGGACUGCAUGUUGAAGCUGUUGUUUCUGAUAUUGGCUCCAACUUUCAAAAGUUGGUCCGAGAAAUGGGUAUCACCCCUGAAAAUCUCUG